CGUCCUGGUUGGUCGACGCAGACGUCAGACUCGCGCCACUUCUUGCACCGCGAUUUGAGAGAGCCGCGUCUGAAUGAGAGCAGCACCGCUGUGCUUGUAAAGUGAAUAAACUACGAAUUUAAAGUGGGAUUUUGUCCAGGUGCCGCUCGAAAGGUCUUUUAUAAAGUUUGCUUCACCUGAGGGUCGACGUGUGCAGCCAUGGCUCGUAAGGAUUAUGCCGCAGAGAAAGAAAAAUGCAAACGGUUCCUGCAGGAGUUUUACACCGAGGAUGACAAUGGCAAGAAGGCAUUCAAAUAUGGCGCUCAACUUGUGGCGCUGGCCCACAGGGAGCAGGUGUCCCUCUAUGUGGAUCUGGACGAUGUGGCCGAGGAAGACCCCGAGCUGGUGGAGAGUGUCUGUGAGAAUGCCAAGCGCUACACGGGCCUGUUCGCCGACGCCAUCCACGAGCUGCUCCCCGAGUACAAAGAAAGAGACACUGUGGCCAAGGAUUCUUUGGACGUGUACAUUGAGCACAGGCUGAUGAUGGAGCAGAGGGGCCGAGACCCCGCAGACACCCGGGACCCUCGUAACCAGUAUCCACCUGAACUCAUGAGGAGAUUCGAGCUUUACUUCAAACCUCCCAGCACCUCUAAACCCAAAGUGGUGCGAGAUGUUCGAGCAGAUAGCAUCGGGAAUCUGGUGACCGUUCGAGGAAUCGUGACUCGUGCCACUGAGGUCAAGCCGAUGAUGGCGGUCGCUACGUACACGUGUGAUCAGUGUGGCGCAGAGACGUACCAGCCAAUCCAGUCCCCCUCCUUCAUGCCUCUCAUCAUGUGUCCCAGCCAAGAGUGCGUGACCAACAAAUCAGGGGGUCGGCUCUACCUGCAGACCAGAGGCUCCAAAUUUGUGAAGUUCCAGGAGCUGCGGAUUCAGGAACACAGUGACCAGGUCCCAGUCGGGAAUAUCCCAAGGAGCAUGUCCGUGUACGCCCGCGGAGAGAACACGCGCCUGGCCCAGCCAGGAGACCACGUCGCCAUCACAGGAAUCUUCCUCCCUAUGCUGCGCACAGGAUACUCACAGGCUGUCCAGGGUCUGCUGUCAGAAACCUACAUGGAGGCUCACAGCAUCACGCUCAUGAACAAGACAGAGGACGACGAGCUCGGCAACGAGGAGCUGAGCGACGAGGAGCUGCGCAGCAUCACAGAUGAAGGAUUUUAUGAGAAACUAGCAGGAUCUAUUGCACCGGAGAUCUACGGGCACGAAGACGUGAAGAAGGCUCUCCUGCUGCUGCUGGUUGGAGGAGUUGAACAGGCGCCAAAAGGCAUGAAAAUCAGAGGUAACAUCAACAUCUGCCUGAUGGGGGACCCCGGAGUCGCCAAGUCCCAGCUACUGUCCUACAUCGACCGUCUGGCUCCUCGGAGUCAGUACACCACCGGCCGCGGCUCCUCCGGCGUCGGUUUGACUGCUGCCGUGAUGCGUGACCCCCUGACCGGAGAGAUGACCCUGGAAGGUGGCGCCUUGGUGCUCGCCGACCUGGGCAUCUGCUGCAUAGACGAGUUUGACAAGAUGGCCGACGCCGACCGCACGGCCAUCCAUGAAGUGAUGGAGCAGCAGACCAUCUCCAUCGCCAAGGCUGGCAUCAUGACCUCCCUUAACGCUCGCUGCUCUAUUUUGGCGGCCGCCAACCCGGCGUAUGGUCGCUACAACCCGAGGAAGACCAUCGAGCAGAACAUCCAGCUCCCUGCAGCGCUGCUCUCCCGUUUCGAUCUGCUCUGGCUGAUCCAGGAUAAACCUGACGCUGAUGCCGACUUGCGCCUGGCUCAGCACAUCACCUACGUCCACCAGCACUGCCGCCAGCCUCCCACUCACUUCACGCCCAUCGACAUGAAGCUGAUGAGGCGUUACAUCGCUCUAUGUAAGAAGCGGCAACCCGUGGUUCCUGAGGGUCUUGCCGAUUACAUCACAGCGGCGUAUGUAGAGAUGAGGAAAGAGGCCCGAGUCAGCAAAGACACUACCUUCACCUCCGCUCGUACCCUUCUCUCCAUCCUCCGCCUGUCCACAGCGCUGGCUCGUCUCCGCAUGGUGGAGACGGUGGAGAAGGAAGACGUCAACGAGGCCAUGAGGCUCAUGGAGAUGUCCAAGGACUCGCUGCAAGCGGACAAGUCCAGCACCACGAGGACUCAGCGCCCGGCCGACGUCAUCUUCUCCCUGGUACGGGAGCUCGCCACAGAGGGCGUGGCGGGCCGCGGUGGAGCGGGUGGGCUCGUGCGCAUGGCCGAAGCGGAGCAGCGCUGCGUCUCCCGCGGUUUUACUCCGGCUCAGUUCCAGGAGGCCCUGGAGGAGUACGAGGAGCUGAACGUGUGGCAGGUCAACCAGGCUCGCACUCGCAUCACCUUCGUCUGAGGAACCCGGGACCACUCCUCGUUCCUCUAUCAGCUGAUAAACUCUCCACAGGGGGCGCUGCAGACCUCUGUUUGUGUAAUAAACGUUGAGGACAGCCGGGACUUUUUUUGGCAUGGCUUUAUUCUUGAUUUCCUGCUGUUGGAGCUCCAGAGCUUUUUAUAUUCCUGUUGCUAAAUGCUUGUAAAUAUGAAGGUCAGAACAUGGUAGAGUAGCAUCUCCAGUCCAGAGCUGAAAGCUUCUAGUCUCUAUGACUCUGUAAAUGUUUUAAUGCAGAUAAACUGUCAGGCAGCCUUGUACUGAGACGUAUAGUUCUAAUAAAUGGAUGGUUCAAUA
This is a messenger RNA of Cheilinus undulatus (humphead wrasse), 2715 nucleotides long. It is a transcript of the gene mcm7, whose product is annotated as minichromosome maintenance complex component 7. Lineage: Eukaryota; Metazoa; Chordata; Actinopteri; Labriformes; Labridae. Gene Ontology annotation, cellular component: MCM complex; nucleus. Bases 199 to 2382 code for a protein of 727 amino acids. The transcript has 15 exons. The record is from RefSeq and is a predicted model, not a curated record. Gene Ontology annotation, molecular function: single-stranded DNA binding; single-stranded DNA helicase activity; ATP binding. Gene Ontology annotation, biological process: double-strand break repair via break-induced replication; DNA replication; DNA replication initiation.